Argentina anserina (silverweed cinquefoil) is the source of this 1421-nucleotide messenger RNA. RefSeq names its product FCS-Like Zinc finger 14-like. The transcript has 2 exons. Lineage: Eukaryota; Viridiplantae; Streptophyta; Magnoliopsida; Rosales; Rosaceae. Bases 387 to 1094 code for a protein of 235 amino acids. The record is from RefSeq and is a predicted model, not a curated record.
ACCAGAGAGAGAUAGACCUCAAAGGUGGUCUUCCUCUGCAUCUCUCUCUCUCUCUCUCUCUAGAAAAUCUCAAAGAGUCUCAUUGAUUAGAGAGAGAAGUACUUCUUCUACUUCUAACACUGAGUUUCUCAAAAACAGAACUCCUCUUCUUGCUUCUACUUCACUCUUCAGAGUUUUAUAGAUUUGCACUCUAAAUAUUGCUCACAACUCUCUCUCUCUCCAAAGCUUACAUCUUUACCCGAAAAAGAGUCAAGACCUCUCUGUUUUUAUCUACCCUCACUCUGUUUGGUCAAUUUCAUUUCUUUACAUCUUCAUCUCUCAAUUUGAAUCAAAUUUGGACAAUCUGAUCCGUCAGAGGGAGACCCAGUUGGAAAUUUUCAGGCAAGAUGGAAACUUUUUCCGGCAGAAAGAGACCCACAAUCAGUCUUUCUCUUUUCACUUCUUUCUCGGAUUCAAUUUCGAGUGACAAGUCCUUGAAUUCGAUCAAAUCCCCCAGGAAUUUCCAGGAGGGUGUUGUUGGGCUUGGCAUAGUAGCUGCCAUGACUGAUUUGAGCAGAAACAUUGAGGCUUCAAAGUCUCCGAAAUCGAGCCCAAUUCCCAUAGUCUCUGCAGCUAAGCCUGCUGCUAAUUUCAGAGGUGGGCUUGCUGUGGAGAAACAGCUUCAGGGAGUUGAGGUGGAUGAGUUGUCUGAGAGCUAUACUUGUGUAAUUUCCCAUUUUGGGAACAAUUUGACAACAAAGCGUGUUUAUUUUGAUGAUAAGCUGAGUGGAGUUGUUAAUGAUGCAAGCGUUUGUGAGGUGAGAAGAGGGGUGUUCUCUGCUUCACCAAUGAGUGUUGGUGAGGUGGGGGCAGAUUUUUGGGCUUCGGAUUUUCUCAGUUCUUGUUAUCUUUGCAAGAAGCAGCUUCAUGGACUGGAUAUAUUCAUGUACAGAGGUGAAAAAGCAUUUUGCAGCACUGAGUGCCGGGACAAGCACAUUCGAAGCGACAAUCACAAAGAGAAGUGCAGAACUGAAGCCAUAAAAUCACUUGAUUACGCUGUAUCAUCACCAUGCUCCAGUCCUCUGGUCUUCUCGGCUGGGGUUGUUGUGGCAUGAACAUUUUUAUAAGUAAAUAAUACAGAAAGAUGGGAACGGUUUAUCCAAAUAAAAUGGUAUAACUGGCAUAAGAAAGAGUAGAUAAUUUUUGAGAGACCUGCUUGAACCAAUUCCUACUCCGCACAUCUUCUAGAUUUGCAAGAAAUAUUUCAAUUGAAUGAGGAAAACUUUGUUGAGAAGUUGAAAGAGUAUCAGCUCAAAGAGUGACGUGAUAUAGGUUUUGCAUUUUAAUGAAAGCCAUAAAAUGUCACUCGAACCUGUUGCUGUUGUAUACUUAUUACGUAAUGCUCUUUGUUUUUCAAUUUUAACAUGGGGUCUUAUUGUUUC